This is a messenger RNA of Vanrija pseudolonga, 1342 nucleotides long. It is a transcript of the gene DDI1, whose product is annotated as DNA damage-inducible protein 1. Lineage: Eukaryota; Fungi; Basidiomycota; Tremellomycetes; Trichosporonales; Trichosporonaceae. Bases 33 to 1247 code for a protein of 404 amino acids. The record is from RefSeq and is a predicted model, not a curated record. Gene Ontology annotation, biological process: proteolysis. Gene Ontology annotation, molecular function: protein binding; aspartic-type endopeptidase activity. The transcript has 9 exons.
CUUUCAGUCACCACUUGCUUCCACACACCACAAUGAAGCUUACAAUCAUCACCCCUGAGAGCAUCUAUGAACACGAGGUUGAUCCCUCCAUGGAAGUGCGCGACGUAAAGGCAUUGAUCGAGGCCGAGACCACCAUUGCGGCGACGUCCCAGACUCUAUCGUCCGACUCGGGAGUCGUCCUUGCGCCGGAUAACAAAAGCCUAGAAUCAUUUGGCCUCAGAGGCGACAGCGCUACAGUGUUCCUCACAUUCCCGGAGCCCCAGCCCCAUGCCUCGUCGUCUCACGCUCCCAACCCCGAUCUCUCGGUAUCUAGCGAUGCAGACUUCGAGCGGAUGCGCCUCCAGGCCCUAGGUGACCCUCAACUCAUGGCUCAGCUGCGACAGGCCAACCCUGAAUUCGCUGCAUCGAUACAGACUGGAGGUUCAAGGUUCCGCGAAAUGAUCCGCCACCAAGAACAGAACAUGAGGGCAGCGGCGCAGGAGAAAGAGCGGCAGACCGAGCUCCUCAACGCGGACCCUUAUGACAUUGAGGCCCAGAAGAAGAUUGAAGAGGCUAUUCGAAUGGAGGCAGUUCUGGAGAACAUGCAGCAUGCCAUGGAGUACUCCCCUGAAUCUUUUGGACACGUCACAAUGUUGUACAUCAACGUGGAGGUGAACGGCCAUCCUGUCAAGGCGUUUGUUGACUCUGGCGCGCAAGCCACAAUCAUUUCCCCAGAAUGCGCGGAAGCAUGUGGAAUCAUGCGCUUGCUGGAUAGGCGUUUUGAGGGUGUCGCCCAAGGAGUGGGUACGGCUAAGAUCUUUGGCCGUAUCCAUUCUGCCCAGAUCAAGCUUGGCAACCUCUUUUUGCCUGUUGCAUUCUCGGUCAUGGAGGGACGCUCUGUGGACCUUCUGUUCGGCCUGGACAUGCUCAAGCGCCACCAGGCUUGUAUCGACCUAUCCACCAAUACACUCCGCAUUGGCGACACUGAGAUUCCAUUCCUCUCAGAGCACCAGCUACCAGACAAGGCACGCAUUCCCGAGGUCGCUGAUGCGCAAUCGUCGCAACCAUCUCAAUCAACAGCCGGGCCUUCAAGUGCACCAGCUGCUGGCCCGUCUAGAAGCGUGCCCAACUCGUCAGCGACCUCGUCUGCAUCUGAUCGUGACAUUGAAACUCUGGUAGGGCUUGGGGCAACCAGAGAGCAUGCCGCGCAGCUCUUGGAGGCAGCAGGUGGCAACGUCGAUGUGGCCGCUUCGAUGCUCUUCGGGUGAAAGCCGCACUGCCGCACUCGGCAUCAGUGACACACUCACCGUAGCCUGUACAUCAGUCAACCCAGCAAGUCUUUGAUAUGUAGAGUCCAUCAUGC